Pelagomonas calceolata is the source of this 1061-nucleotide messenger RNA. The record is from the annotation of a GenBank genome assembly. Lineage: Eukaryota; Pelagophyceae; Pelagomonadales; Pelagomonadaceae.
GUAGGCACGGUGUAAACCAAUUAAUUUGCAGUAACGUUGACGUAGUUGGCUUGGCCCAGCCUCUGGCUGGUGAGCAUUUCCCUACUACUUUACAUCACGCUGCGACAUACUCUUGCUACUCAGAGUACGAGCUUGUAAUGCUGUCACGAACCACCUGCGCGAAGCAAACAUAAAAUGGCAAGCCAGACCCAUAUAUCGCCCCUGCUGUUCCUAGCCGCGAUCGCAACGGCCGCCGCCAAGCUGACGCCGGAGUGGCGCGUCGUCAGCGCCGCCAAGGGCGUCACGACGCGCGCGCGCAUCGACGCGACGUCGCAGCUCUGCGCCGUGCACGGCGAGGCCGUAGUCGAGGCGUCGGUCGCGGAGCUGAUGAGCGUCUUCGGCGACCUGGACCAGCACGGGCACUGGGACGCGACGCUCGUCGAUGCGCGCGAGUGGACGGGCGCCGACGGCGGCACGUACGUGUAUCAGCGGUUCAAGCAGCCUUGGCCGGUGCGCGAUAGGGAACUCGUGCUGCGCCGGAGAGAAUGGCGACGGAACCAGACGGUGUCCGUCCACUUCGAGAGCGUCGACGAGGGCACGCCCGUCGCGCCGGGCGCGGUCCGGACGCUGGCGCACACCGUGUGGUGGAACUUUACGGCUGUCUCCGAAACCGAGACGCUGAUUUCGCAUUACUCCUGCGUCGACCCGGGCGGCGCCAUCCCGGCCUGGGCCCGCGAUCUCGCCGUCCAGAGGUGGUGCCAGUCGCAGAUCUUGGCGCUCGUCGACACGGCCAGGCGCUUGGGCCUCCGGCCAGUGCCCGCCUUUGCGAGUUGGGGCGCGCCGCGCGCCGUCGAACUCUUGCGUGCGGACCCCCCGCCACAACCCCGCGUCACCCCGGCCAGCGCGCCGUUCCAAUUUGAACCUCGGUAAUCCCUCCUUUGAACCACCCCAUAAACGGGCUGAUUCGGGACUUAUCCGGGAGGCCCGCGGCGCGGCAACUUACGUGUCAAGUUUUUCUAGAAAAACUCGACAAGCUAGUGGGAAAAACAUGCUAGGUCCCAUGAUAACCUCAGAUUUUUUUU